CAUUCAGUGUAUAUUGUAUACAAACUCAGGCACAUGCGUUUGAAUAUUCAUCAACCACACAAGGCCUCCACUACACAACAAACACAAAAGCUCUCAGCCUCACAACUAUAAUAACAGCAACAAUUGCAAACACCACAACUCUAUACAAAACCCACCACUCUAUACACAACUCUCAUCAAUUAUAUAGCAAAAUUAAUCACUCAAGCUUACCCAAUACCAUGGAACAAACACCCCAUAUAGCGAUUCUACCGAGUCCAGGGAUGGGUCACCUCAUCCCACUCGUUGCUUUCGCCAAGCGACUCGUCCUCCUCCACCGCUUCAGCGUCACCUUCGUCGUCCCCACCGACGGUCCUCCCUCCACUUCCCAGAAAGCUUUUCUCGAAGGCCUCCCCGCCGGCAUGGACUACGUUUUUCCUCCGGUGAACUUCGACGACCUACCGGGCGAUGUUAAGAUCGAGACCCGAAUUUCUCUCACGGUGACCCGCUCACUUCCUUCUCUUCGUGAUGUUUUCAAGUCAUUGGUAGCCACGACCCGGUUGGUAGCUUUGGUCGUUGAUCUCUUCGGCACUGAUGGGUUUGAUGUCGCUAUCGAAUUCAAUAUCUCGCCGUACAUCUUCUUCCCGUCUACGGCCAUGGCUCUGUCAUUGUUCCUUUAUUUGCCCAAGCUUGAUCAGUCGGUGUCUUGUGAGUACAGAGACGUGCCCGACCCGAUUCAGAUUCCGGGUUGCACGCCGAUUCACGGGAGGGUUCUCCUGGACCCGGUUCAGGAAAGAAAGAAUGAUGCAUAUAAAUGGGUGCUUCAUCAUACAAAGAGGUAUAGACUGGCCGAGGGUAUUAUGGUAAAUAGCUUCAAGGAGUUGGAGCCUGGAGCUAUAAAAGUGUUACAGGAGGAGGAACCCGGUAAGCCACCCGUUUACCCGAUUGGACCUCUCAUUCAGAUGGGUUCUUCUAUCAGUGGGGCUGAUGGGUCAGAUUGUUUGAAAUGGUUGGAUGAUCAGCCACGUGGCUCUGUUUUGUUCAUCUCCUUUGGGAGUGGUGGGACCCUCUCUUAUGAUCAGCUAAAUGAGCUCGCCUUGGGGUUGGAAAUGAGUGAGCAAAGAUUCUUAUGGGUCGUUAGAAGUCCAAAUGAUAAAGUUGCCAAUGCCAAUUUCUUCAAUGCCCAAAGCCAAAACGACCCUUUUGAUUUUCUACCAAAAGGGUUCUUAGACCGAACCAAACGCAAUGGUCUAGUGGUACCUUCUUGGGCCCCCCAAGCUCAAAUUCUUAGUCACGACUCGACGGGUGGGUUCUUAACCCAUUGUGGUUGGAACUCGGUCCUCGAGGGUGUGAUUUAUGGUGUACCAUUGAUUGCGUGGCCGCUUUACGCAGAGCAAAAAAUGAAUGCAGUAAUACUAACGGAGGAUAGAAAAGUGGCAUUGAGGCCAAAAACUAGUGAAAAUGGGAUAGUGGGAAGAGCAGAAAUUGCAAAAGUUGUAAAAAGUCUAAUGGAAGGAGAGGAAGGGAAGUGGAUUCGCAAUCGAAUGCGAGACCUUAAGGAUGCCGCUGCCAAAAACCUAAGUGAAGAUGGCUCAUCUACAAAAGCACUUGCUGAGGUGGCUGCAAAGUGGAAGAAUAAAAUUUUCUAAUUAAGAAUUAUAUUAAAUUAUAUUUUCUUUCAUCUCCUUUCUUUUCCUUUCUCCUGUCAGUCUUGUCAUAAUAUGUAUUGCAACUUUUACACUAGAUUUGUGAAUUUGUUUUGGAUAUUGAAGUUGGGUUUGGUCUUGUACAGCAAUCAUUUUCUAUAUAUGUUCCUCUUUUUUCCUCUCUCUCA
Cornus florida is the source of this 1810-nucleotide messenger RNA. RefSeq names its product hydroquinone glucosyltransferase. Lineage: Eukaryota; Viridiplantae; Streptophyta; Magnoliopsida; Cornales; Cornaceae. The coding region runs from base 219 to 1625 and encodes 468 amino acids. The record is from RefSeq and is a predicted model, not a curated record. Gene Ontology annotation, molecular function: UDP-glycosyltransferase activity. The transcript has a single exon.